Catharus ustulatus (Swainson's thrush) is the source of this 1885-nucleotide messenger RNA. It is a transcript of the gene SRPK3, whose product is annotated as SRSF protein kinase 3. The coding region runs from base 1 to 1818 and encodes 605 amino acids. Gene Ontology annotation, molecular function: protein kinase activity; ATP binding. NCBI's taxonomy places the organism in Eukaryota, Metazoa, Chordata, Aves, Passeriformes, Turdidae. The record is from RefSeq and is a predicted model, not a curated record. The transcript has 17 exons. Gene Ontology annotation, biological process: spliceosomal complex assembly; regulation of mRNA processing; protein phosphorylation.
AUGACAUCCCGUCAGGAGAAGGAAAAAGCGCAAAAAGGACAAAAAACCGAAGGCACCCCCAAGCUCGGGGGGGCCUCUGGGAGCUCCCAGCGCUCCCUUGGGACCAUUCCCGGCUCCUCUGCCGCUCUGGGACCACCCCGGGACCACCCCCCAAUAUGGGGGAGACCCCCGAAGGGACCAGGACCCCCACCCCCCCCCUCUGAGGAGCCCCCCGCCCCCCUCCCGGCUCCACCAUCGCUGCCCGAGGCGCUGCUGGGCUCGGACGAGGGCGAGCAGGAGGAUCCCCGGGAUUACUGCAAAGGGGGGUAUUACCCCGUUCGCAUCGGGGACCUUUUCCACGGGCGCUACCACGUGGUUCGCAAGCUGGGCUGGGGACAUUUCUCCACCGUGUGGCUCUGCUGGGACCUGCGGAGGAAACGUUUUGUGGCGCUGAAGGUGGUGAAAAGCGCCCCCCAAUACACCGAGACCGCCCUGGAUGAGAUCAAGCUGCUGAAAUGUGUGCGGGAUUCCGACCCCAGCGACCCCAACCGCGAGCACAUCGUGCAGCUCAUCGACGACUUCAAGAUUUCGGGGGUCAAUGGUGUCCAUGUGUGCAUGGUGCUGGAGGUGCUGGGGCACCAACUGCUGCGCUGGAUCAUCAAAUCCAACUACCAGGGGCUGCCCCUGCCCUGCGUCAAGAGCAUCGUCCGGCAGGUGCUGGAGGGGCUGGAUUACCUGCACACCAAGUGCAAGAUCAUCCACACGGACAUCAAGCCCGAGAACGUGCUGCUGUGCGUGCAGGAGCCCUUCCUGCGGCACCUGGCGGCGCAGGCGGCGCGCUGGGCGCGGGGGGACGGCCCCCCCCGGGGAGCAGUGAGCUCUGCACCUCAGGAGGAACCUGAUCGGCUGUCGCGGGCUCAGCGGCGCCGGCGGCGGCGGCGACAGCGGCGACAGCGCCAACUGCUGGCACAGAGACUGCGGGACCUGGAACAGCUGCGCGACAGCGCGGGGACACCGGGGGGACACAGCGACACGGAAGCCCCCCCAGACCCCCCGGAGGAGCUCGGGGGGAGCCCCCCGAGCGGGGCCUCGUCCUCGGGGGUGCACACGCUGCCCCCGGGGGGCUCCAGCGAUGGAUUCUCGGGGGGCUCCUGCGCCUCGGGGGGGAUCCCGGCGCCCUCCCGGCGCCCCCCCAGCCCCAGCUCCGCCUCGGAUUCGCUCUUCACCCCCACGUCCGGCUCGCUGCUCUCGGGGGGCUCCGAGGGCAUCCCCAAAAACCUCGGGGAGGGGGCUCUGCCGGAGGGGCAGGAGAACCCCCUGGACCCCCGCGCUGCCCCUCGGCUGAGAAUCAAAAUCGCUGACCUGGGCAACGGCUGCUGGGUGCACAAACACUUCACCGAGGACAUCCAGACCCGGCAGUACCGGGCCCUGGAGGUGCUGCUGGGGGCGGGGUACGGGCCCCCGGCCGACAUCUGGAGCACGGCCUGCAUGGCGUUCGAGCUGGCCACCGGCGAUUACCUGUUCGAGCCCCACUCGGGGGAGGAGUACAGCAGGGACGAGGACCACAUCGCCCACGUGAUCGAGCUGCUGGGGGAGAUCCCGCGGCACGUGGCCCUGGGGGGGCGCUACUCACGCGAGUUCUUCAACAGGAAAGGUGAGCUGCGCCACAUCCGGCACCUGCGGCCCUGGGGGCUGCGGGCGGUGCUGCAGGAGAAGUACGAGUGGCCGCGGGGGCCGGCGGCCGCCUUCGCCCGCUUCCUGCGGCCCAUGCUGGCCUUCGAGCCCGACCGCAGGGCCACGGCCCGGCAGUGCCUGCAGCACCCCUGGCUCCGCCCCUAGCCCCGCCCCUGGUGCCAAUAAACCAUGGCCUCAAUAAACCACAGCCUCAAUAAACAACAGCCUCAAU